ACCUUAGGCUUGGACGUUGGAAAGAAGACUUAGUCUAUCCAUUCAUUAAUUAUUUGAAAUAAUAUCGACACUCUAGCCCUCUCUCAAUAUUCCAUUCUCCCCAAUAAAACCAUGCCGCAUACGAAAAUGGCCCGUCCGUUAAUAUGUUCUAUUUUUAUUAUGGUUAACGCCUACUGCACACUAGCGAGGUACCUAAGUACUAUCGGUGCGGGUUUAUACUUUUCCGUGCACGUUUUUUUGAGGAGUUUUAUUUUUUUUCUACAAGGGUUGCCUUCAUCGGGCGCGUUCCAGAAAUUAUCUUUAAUAAAGAACGAUUUUCGCGGUCGCUCAUGCUUAGGUAUCCUAAACCUUUCGUCUCGCAUCAGUUUGGCGAUUUAUAUCAGAGCAUAAAAGCUACGUACUAUACCUAAAACAACCUACCUAAACCCAGUCAUUCUCGGCGGAGACCCUCACCAAGGAUAUUGAUUUUUUUGCCGAUGGCUCGGGUUGCCCAAUCGUUAUCGUCGGAUCUGGGCAAAAGGUGUACUGGAAAGACGCAAUCA
This is a messenger RNA of Hypoxylon trugodes, 542 nucleotides long. RefSeq lists its product as uncharacterized. The record is from RefSeq and is a predicted model, not a curated record. The transcript has 3 exons. The coding region runs from base 112 to 390 and encodes 92 amino acids. Lineage: Eukaryota; Fungi; Ascomycota; Sordariomycetes; Xylariales; Hypoxylaceae.